AGUACUCUCAAACCCUUGGCUAAGAAAAGUUCUUGAAACGUUUUCUAAUUUCGAUGUCAAAUUGUCGAUAUUCUGUAUAACCCAUUUUGAGUCAGUUCCGAUGGUUUUCAAGUCGGUCUCAUCCUUCUUGUGGGAGCAAGGAAUUAUGAGGCAUAAUCCGUGAAAAAGAGGCGGUUCAAAGAUUGGAACCACAUGAGCGAUAAAGAUGAUGACGAGGAUCUUGAAAUCAGCAAGCAGAAUAAAUUGGAAGAAUCGGCAAAAAAUGAAACCACCAAGGAAGAGACCAUCGACCCUUCUGGGAUGUCCCUGGGAGGUUUUAAUUCAGGAUCCUUCAGUCCGUCUGGGAAGUCCGAUGGAACUUUGAGUACGAUACCUGGCCCAGAAUCGAACAUUACCUUACCACCGACUCUUCAGGAGCGUUUUUUGCGGAUCAGACAAUUAGUGAAGGAUGCCAUAAGUGCUCAUCAUACAUUCAUGAUCUAUGGGAGAUCCAGGGUGAUACGAGAAUGCAUGCUGCAGAGGGGCUGGUGUGAAAAGUUCUACAGGAAGUUCACAAACGCCGAUCAGUACAUAAAUGCGGAUUCGAGUCCCGUAGCUCUUCUCACUGGCAUUGGAGACCUGAAGGACCAACAAAGUGAGCGUCAAUUGAUCUCAAAACUGUUGACAAAUCACACCGUUGACUUCCUCUGGAACACCGGCUCGGAGUGGCCAGGAUGGCCUUCCCAGGACAACAAAACCACCCUUUUCAAUCGGUUUUCCAGGGCUGGUUUUACCUCCAAGGUCGGCUUGUGCUCAAACGUCAGACAAAUGCACUGGUAUUACGAGCCGGGGGUGGCGAACACUUUAUUUCCGAGGUGCUAUAAUAUAUGCCAGGGUGACCAAAUGCACGCCUUCAUCGAGGACUUCCGGUUCACGGCGUGUCUGAGUCUUCUUAAGUGGCUAGUUGACAAAAUCGAGAACGAGGGAGAAAACGCCACGAGGUCGCCAACAGGAACGAUUCCUCUGAAGGCUUUGGACUUCGCGAUACGAAGGUGCACAGAUUACAUUGGAGCUCAGUCUCACGAAGACAUCGAUCAGGAAGUCGAAAGAGUCUGGUCUCAUCAGUGGGACCAAUUUGUUUCUUGGUAUUACAAAAUUGUCAACGGACAGGCCCACUUCGUCAGGAAUAGUGUACCCUUCCACAAGUACUUUCUGGCUUCUCGACACAUCUUGAAGAAGGUGCGGAAGUACUGGCCACAGCUAGACAUGGACGGGAUCAUGAACAUGUGGAUCCUGAAACCUGGGAACAAAAGUCGUGGCCGCGGUAUAGUCCUGAUGAACAAACUAGAAGAUGUCAUUGCAAGAGUGAAUCCUGCCAAUAAGAUGGACACUCGCUACGUCGUGCAGAAAUACAUCGAACGACCACUGCUAAUUUAUCACACGAAAUUCGACAUUAGACAAUGGUUCAUCGUGACCUGCGCUCAGCCGCUCACUCUAUGGCUGUACAGGGAAAGCUACCUGCGCUUCUGCUCGCAAAAGUUCUGUUUGACCGACUUCCACGAAUCGAUACACCUGUGCAAUCACGCGAUCCAGUGCAAGUACAAGAAUAGCAAUGACAGGGAUCCGGCACUUCCUGUGGACAACAUGUGGGAUGCGACGACUUUUAAGAGCUUCCUGGAAUCUCAAGGUCACGGAGAUGCCUGGGACGAAUUGAUCUAUCCAGGGAUGAGACAAAGUCUGGUGGGCUCGUUGCUGGCAAGCCAGGAGGCUAUGGACAGGCGAAAAAACAGUUUUGAGCUUUAUGGAGCCGAUUUCAUGGUGAUGGAGGACUUCUCCGUGUGGUUGAUCGAGAUCAACAGUCAUCCCGACAUGAGCUACUCCUCCAGCGUUACGACGAGACUAUGUCGCCAAGUCAUGGAGGACACCAUCAAAGUGGUGGUCGAUUAUCGGGAGGACAAGAACGCGGACACGGGGCAGUUCGAGCUGGCUUAUCGGCAGAAGAUGCCGAGUUGUCAGCCUUAUUUAGGAGCGGCAUUGUCUCUUCAAGGGACGCGAAUAAGCGUUGCCGAAAAGCGAAAUCACCUGGGUGGCCCCGGACUCGCCCCUCAGUUGCGCGAUUCGAGGCAAAGCCUCGUAUCGGGCUCCUCGGCGAUGACUGGCCUUCCCAGGAACAAAUCCACUCUACACAGCCAUAUCGGUCCGGUCAUCGUGGACCUUAUCGAGGAGCUCGAGAUCCAGCUGGACCAAGAAUUCUACGCCUACUAUAAAAUGGAAUCCGCGAAACUGCGCCGAGCACUGCCGCCUCCUGUAGCUUCUGAUAAAUGCUCCAGAUCUUCGGAAAAGCUCGCGAAGCCGAAAAAGACCACGACCACCUCUUCAGGAUCCCCAACGUUGAAGACCGAACCGAAGAACGAUUUUCCGACAGAAGGAAAUGACCAAUCCAAGGCCCCUGAGACCUCGCCUGCCGCAAGACCCCCUCAGAGCAGCUCGAACAAAAGCAAGAAUUCCGGAUUCGGAACCAGAAGAAGUGCACCUCGCAAAGCCAGUGGAAGAGUUCGAACUUUCGUUGGAUCUUCCCGAUUGGGCCAAGUUUCUGCACCGGUGCAGCAAAGUCUGAUUUCCAAGAUUCUAGAACUACAGCAACAAUCGACCAGGACGACCGGCAUGUCCAGGGCGGAAAAGCUGGCCCACGUUCGUCAAACCGAGGAAAAGAUUCUAAUCGGCACUGCCCUGAGGGAAGCCGUGGACAGAUACAAGAGGAGCGGCACCGUGUCCGUCCGCUUGCCGAGUCUGCGGACGAUCUGCCUGGACAGGAAGAUGAGGUGUCCCUCCAAGAAAAGGAACGAGAAGGUGAGGAACGUCGUCUCGGUCAACAUCGCCGAAAUUCGCGCCGAAGGACUGAGCCUGAUAGGAUGAGUUUCCUUCCCGAAACCAGGACCUAGGAGAACCCCGUCUUCCAUGGCCUUUCCUCGAAAUACUAACCGAUACUGUUCCCUGUAAAAAGAGGCCACUCCUUAAAACACCAAAAAUGUCCCCUGUAAAAUAUAUCAAAUUUCGAAUGAAAUAUCCUGUACAGGAUCCCCAGAAAGAAAGGAGUUCGCCAUACACUCAGUUUAUUGCGUUUUCUUCUAAUCUGUAUAGAACUAAAAUAGAGGGGAAUACGCUCCCAAACGUUAACAAUUAUUGAGAAAAAUACCAAACCAAAAGUAUCAAAUUUCGAAUGAGAUAUCCUGUACAGGAUCCCCACAAAGAAAGGAGUUCGUCAUAUACUCAGUGUAUUGCGUUUUCUUUUAAUCUGUAUAAAAGGAAAAUAGAGGGAAAUAAGCUUCCAAACAUUAACAAUUAUUGAGAAAAAUACCAAACCAAAAGUAUCAAAUUUUGGAUGAGAUAUCCUGUACAGGAUCCCUACAAAAAAAGGAGUUCGUAAUACAGUCAAUGUAUUACGUUUUAUUUUAAUUUGUAUAAAAGUAAAAUAGAGGGA
Messenger RNA from Orussus abietinus, 3460 nucleotides. RefSeq names its product tubulin glycylase 3A. The record is from RefSeq and is a predicted model, not a curated record. Gene Ontology annotation, cellular component: cilium. Gene Ontology annotation, molecular function: protein-glycine ligase activity, initiating. Gene Ontology annotation, biological process: cilium assembly; cilium movement; protein polyglycylation. Bases 193 to 2895 code for a protein of 900 amino acids. Lineage: Eukaryota; Metazoa; Arthropoda; Insecta; Hymenoptera; Orussidae. The transcript is spliced from 14 exons.